AUGGCUGGAAAUUUUCUUCUGGAUGUCAACAAGAAUGUUAGAGCUCAAUCCAUUUGGUGGCGCGACAUCUUAAGGAUAGGAGGUGAAGAGAGCGGGGGUUGGUUCAAAUCCAACAUGUGCAAUGUAUUAGGAUCCGGCAAUCUUAUCCGUUUUUGGCAAGAAAGAUGGUUGGGUCAUGAAAGUUUCAUGAAUUUAUUCCCUCAAUUGUAUGCAAAAUCGUUGCAACCUGAUGCUCCUAUAGCUGCUUUCGGUUCUUGGAGUGAUGAUAUUUGGACUUGGAGUUUUGAUUGGGCUGUGGAGCUAGCGCGGGAUGAUAUGGAUGCUGCAACUGAGAUGUCGAUUUUGUUAGCAGAUAUUAGGCCUAAGAAGGAAUGCUUGGAUCAUCGAAAAUGGCUCAUGAACCAUGCCGGUAUGUUUACGGUAAAAUCAGCAUAUUGUUUCUUGCAAAACCGUGAUUCAUUUUUGACUAUUAAUAGUAAUGUGGUGGAUGCGCUGCAAGAUUUAUGGAUGAACGAUGUACCGUCUAAAGUGAACAUAUUUGGAUGGAGAUUGCUAUUAGCACGACUUCCGACCCGUAUGGCUUUGGUAAGAAAAGGAAUUAUCAAUAAUUCACGUGAGUUUUGUUGCGUGUUUUGCUUUAGAGAAGAAGAAGACAUAGAUCAUUUAUUUUUUAAUUGCUCUGUCUCAAUUCAAGUUUGGAAGAAAAUUUAUAAGUGGAUGGAUGUGGAUUUCAUCCCCUUUGAGGAAGGGUGGAAGCACUUCAUAUCUUUUGGUGAUUCGGUGAUGAGUAAGAGACUUGCUAAAACUCGUCAUGUCAUUUGGUUAGCAACUACUUGGAGCAUAUGGCGUACUCGGAAUAAUAUUGUGUUUCGAGGAGAUGUGUUUAAUUUGGAUGCUUUGAUAGAUCAAAUUAUCUUUAUUUCUUGGUUUUGUUUUAUAGGUCGUUUGGGAGUUAAUACUUCUUUUGUAUUUUCUUAUUGGUGUAACGAUCCGUUAGUUUGCAUUGAUAACAUCUAA
Molecule: messenger RNA, 1017 nt
Organism: Trifolium pratense (red clover)
Lineage: Eukaryota; Viridiplantae; Streptophyta; Magnoliopsida; Fabales; Fabaceae
Exons: 1
Coding region: 1-1017 (338 amino acids)
Source: RefSeq, a predicted model, not a curated record